Molecule: messenger RNA, 935 nt
Organism: Pisolithus orientalis
Lineage: Eukaryota; Fungi; Basidiomycota; Agaricomycetes; Boletales; Pisolithaceae
Exons: 1
Coding region: 169-810 (213 amino acids)
Source: RefSeq, a predicted model, not a curated record
GGGCAUGUCACAGCUCCUGCUCAACGGCAUCCGCAGGAUCCACUCUCACAGGCUGCACGUUCCGCACUUGAAACCCGGCAUCCCAGUUCCACCUCACGGCUUGAAGGAGAGGCAGAUAAAAUAGAUGGCCCAUCGUCCCUCGAUGCAGCCUCCCCCUCUGAGAGCGGCAUGAAAGCACCGAGAUCAGGGUUAAGCGGGAACGAGGAGGGUGUCGGGUUCGUCGAACAGGUUGGUUCUGCGAGUGGAACAGAAGCGUCUCGUUCGAUGCGGGCCGGAAGGCAAGGAGAAGGAGAAGUAAAAGAAGAAGCGAGACCACCUGGCAUUCUUGCCUCACUCAAGCAGAUGCUUGGGAUCGGAACGUCUGUGGAGGACGUGAAACAGAACAGGGGAGGUGGAGAGGGUGUUACGGGAACCGGUACUCGGAUGGGUAUGACCACUGGAACCAAAUUGGAUACGACGGGGACUAGAUUCGGGAAGGGGAUGGCAGCAAAACCACGAGAGGGAGGCAGUACAGAAGAGGGGACCAAUCCGAGGACGCCCGGGUCACGCAGAUUUUACUAUAAUUGCGCAACGCUAGGAAGCGUCGACAUGGCCAGCUCGUCAUCAACUGCACCAGAAAAAGUGUCCUCCCAAUCCCAGUACUCUGAUUCAUUUCGCAAACCAGAAGAGAGAACGCAUGGGGGCCAGAACGAGCAUGUCGAACCUAAACGACCAACUUGGGAUCGCGAUAGUGGAAGUGGGAAUGCGGUGGAGGAGCCGUUUUUGCCUUCUCACCUGGAUACCAACGGGAAAGGCGAAGGAAGAACUUAGAAGACGUGGUGCCGGUAGUGAACAGGCUCGAGCACGGGUCAGAAAAUGUUAGUUAUCCCUGAACGGAACGGCAUCCACAGGGGAUGAGCCGGGGGAAUCGAGAUGGAGACGGGUAACAGGGCGAC